GCCGUCAGAGGCAGCAUCAGCAUCAGCAGCAACCAUGAGCAGCAACCAGCAGCCCAAGCCGCCCAACAAAGGGAAAUUAGAGAAGACUACAACAAAAUUUUUACCACAAGUGGAUAAGAUAAACUGUAAACCUCUAUGGCAUCAGAAUCCCCCUGCAUUCCAGCUGCGAGGAGAAGACGACACAUAUGUUCCAGAGCAGUUUCUGCUGAGAAAUGAGCUAACACCGGGAGAAUAUCUUGAUCAGAGACCUAAGAAGCGUAAAAUACAGGAUACUCUAGGUAGUGAUCUUGAUGCUGGACCAUCAACGUCUAAAGUAAAAACUAGUGGUAAAAAGGACCGGGAACAUUUCAGAAGUGCUCUUGUUAACAUCAUCAUGCAACCAGACCUUCCAGAACAACCUCUUUCCAUAGAAGCAAAACCAGGCACAUCUGAGUCUGCUGAAAUAGAGAAAGACAUUUUGAAAUAUUUCUAUUAUAUUCGCCAUGGAAUAGAUACAGAACAUGUGGCACCAAUGGAAGACUCAUGGCUGGAGCAUGUCUUGGCACUGGUGCCAGCACACUUAAAAAUGCUUAAUGAAAGUAUUGAUGUACUCUCAGAUGAAAUGCGAGAGGACUAUCUUCUCAGUGUGAAGAAAGCAAUAGUUGACUUUGUUUUAAGAGAUCCUAGAGAAAAAGAGGAAGGCAAAAUGCAAAUUCUUCCACCUCAUCGUCAAGAAAUGGAAAUGGUGCCCAAACCUUGGAAUAAGUCCUUUUUGGCAGCUCGACACUAUAUAAAUGAAAAUUUGCAUGCAAUGAAUCCCACCAUGUUGGCAGUUCUCGACCUCUGGCAGACAACCUUUUCCGAUUUGCGAUUACUUGAUAAAGGCGCAUUCCACAUACGCCAAGAAUCUAUGGAGCUCUCCUUCUUCCAGAAUAUCGUUGUGAAGCAUAUGGAAUCUGCCAAAGAUACUCUUUUUAAAAAGUGGUUUCCAGAAGUGCAAAAUAUCUAUUACCAAGGCAAUAAAAGGAAACAAGUGCCCACAAAUGCCAGCAGUGCCAAAUUAGAGUCAUUCUUCAACUGUGCUGCGACCUUAAUGACCCAGCAACUGCAGAGUCUGGCUUUACUUUCAAUGCAGGAUUUCACAAAUUUAAUUGUACAGCCUCCAAAGUCCACUCGAGCCUUUGAACACCCAGGAUUUAUAAUGAGGCUGAUUCUAGAAAAUGAUGCUGUUGUAUUUGAACCUGCAUUUUCUGACUAUGAAGCCAUCUUUCUUAACAUUUAUUUAGUCAUGGUGAAAGCUGUCAAUCUCUUGCCAAGGGUAGAAACCAAACUGUAUUCAAAGUGGCCUGACACCAAGACCAGAUCCUUGAACUUGAAGCCUAUAAUCCUUGAUGAAAUUUUGGAGGCGCACAAGCAAAAGAUUAAAGAUGAGAUUGCCAAAGAGAGCAUAGCACCCACUGAACACCUCAAACUCUAUGACAAGUACCAAGACUUGAUCACCAAGCAAUCAGAACGGGAGAUUGAUCAGUUCCUGUCAGAGGAGCACACUUUUGAAGAAAUAACUGCACAAAUUGCUAGGUUUCAAAGCAUCCGGGAUGAAAUCCAGUACACUUCCCGAAAGUGUAUUCGUUUAGGAAUGUUUGAAUUACACUGCGAUGAGCUGAUCAGAGCCCUCACAAAGCGAGCUGAUGGCAUUUGUUGCAAAAUUAUUGCCAAAAUGUUCAAAGAUCAUCAAGAUCUUAAUACAAGGCUUUGUGAUGAGUUUGAGAAGAUAGCAGAGAAAGCUCUUUCCACUCCAUCAAACACACAUCAGCUGAUGGAAUUUAAGGCUUACAUAGAGAAAGUGGAAACAGUUGACAUGCUUGAGAUGGAACAGAAACUGAUUGAUGCCAAAAAUUGCCUUGCCUAUCUGAUAGAGUGUACAAACUUCUCGCCAGUAGAUAUCCGACUGAACAAUAGUGUCUUCCAGUGGUAUGGACGAAUGGGGGAUAUUUUUGAGGAACACAGAAAUAUAAUUAAAGAGAAAACAGAACAAUUUCAAGAAGGCCUUAAAAUACGCUGUGAAAGAUUUGUGGAAGAACUGGAAAGUUAUAGUAAGCAAGUUGAAGAAUUUUAUUCUUAUGGAGACUUUCAGGAAGUCAAUAGAUAUCUGAAAAAAGCACAGGCACUGAAUACAAAGCUCGAUGCAGCUGCUGAUAAGAUUGAUCAGAUUAAUGCAGAAGAGGAAGCAUAUGGAUGGAUACCCUCUCAGUAUCCACAACGUAAAAAAAUUCAAGACACACUGAAUCCAUAUCUUCGACUUUAUGACAUGACAGUAGAAUUUAACACCAAAUACAGAAACUGGAUGGAUGGAAUAUUCACCAAGGUGAAUCCAGAUCAAGUUGAGAUGGAUACAGGAAACUACUGGCGUGCACUGUAUAAGCUAGAGAGAACCUUUCAUGAUUCACCAAAUGCCUUAUUUCUAACAACGAGAAUCAAAACAAAAGUGGAGGAAUUUAAGGAACACAUUCCUUUGAUUCAAGUGAUCUGCAACCCUGGUUUGCAAGACCGGCAUUGGGAAGCUAUGUCAGAAAUAGUUGGGUAUUCAUUGAAACCCUCUGAAGAUUCAACUGUCUCUUCAUAUAUUGAUAUGCACCUUGAACCAUUCUUGGAAAAAUUUGAAGGCAUCAGUGAAACAGCCAGCAAAGAGCAUUCACUUGAGAAGGCCAUGGUGAAAAUGAUUUCCGAAUGGGAUGCCAUGGAAUUUGUUCUUCUUUCUUAUAGAGAAACAGGAACUUAUAUUUUAUCAGCUGUGGAUGACAUUCAAAUGUUGCUGGAUGACCAUAUUGUCAAAACACAAACUAUGAGAGGCUCUCCUUUUAUCAAACCUUAUGAAAAAAAGAUGAGAGAAUGGGAAUCAAAGCUUUUGUUGGUACAGGAAAUUUUGGAUGAAUGGCUCAAGGUUCAGGCUACCUGGUUGUAUUUGGAGCCUAUUUUCAGUUCCCCUGACAUUAUGGCUCAGAUGCCUGAAGAAGGUAGACGAUUCACCGCUGUGGACAAAACGUGGAAGGAUAUCAUGAAAUAUGCCAUUCAGGAUAAACAUGUUCUUACAGUAGUGAUGAUCGAUAAGAUGCUAGAGAGACUGAAGAAGUCCAAUGAGUUCCUGGAAUUGAUUCUUAAAGGACUGAAUGAGUAUUUAGAAAAGAAGCGACUGUUCUUCCCUAGAUUCUUCUUCUUAUCCAACGAUGAACUGCUUGAAAUUCUCUCAGAGACCAAAGAUCCUACACGGGUAAAGCCUCACUUGAAGAAAUGUUUUGAAGGAAUUGCGAGUGUUGAAUUUACUGAAGUCUUGGAUAUUACACACAUGAAAAGCAGUGAAGGAGAAGUGGUAGAACUCAUAAACACAAUAUCAACAGCUAAAGCUAGAGGUCAAGUGGAAAAAUGGUUAGUUGAACUGGAAACGGCUAUGAUAAAUUCCAUCCACAAGGUGAUUGCUUCUGCAAUAGAAGCCUAUCCAAAUUCUCUCCGUAUAAACUGGGUAAGAGAAUGGCCUGGACAGACAGUUCUUUGCGUAUCCCAGACUUUCUGGACCUCAGAAGUGCAAACAGCUAUGAAAAAUGGCCAGGAGGCCCUUGAAAGUUACCUGGAGCAGUGCAAUGGGCAGAUUGAUGGCAUUGUCACCUUGGUGCGAGGGAAAUUGUCAAAACAGAACCGCGUGACUCUUGGCGCGCUCGUUGUAUUGGAUGUUCAUGCCAGGGAUGUUCUGGCAUCCCUCGUAAGCAAGCACAUCAUUGAUGACAGUGACUUUGAAUGGCUAAGUCAGCUUAGGUACUACUGGGAGGAAGGGCAUCUACAAACAAAGAUGAUCAAUGCUGGCUUGCGGUAUGGAUAUGAAUAUCUUGGCAAUACCCCUAGAUUGGUUAUUACGCCACUUACUGAUAGAUGCUACAGAACUCUCUUUGGUGCUCUCCACCUUCAUCUUGGCGGUGCCCCAGAAGGCCCUGCUGGAACUGGAAAAACUGAAACGACAAAGGACUUAGCAAAGGCUAUUGCUAAGCAGUGUGUGGUUUUCAAUUGUUCUGAUGGACUGGAUUAUCUUGCCCUGGGAAAAUUCUUUAAGGGCUUGCUUUCCUGUGGUGCUUGGGCAUGCUUUGAUGAAUUUAACAGAAUUGACUUGGAAGUCCUUUCUGUUGUUGCUCAGCAAAUUCUUACUAUCCAGAGAGGUAUCAAUGCUGGCUCUGAUAUACUAGUGUUUGAGGGGACAGAGCUCAAACUUAACCCAACAUGUGCUGUUUUUAUUACAAUGAAUCCUGGUUAUGCUGGACGCUCAGAACUUCCCGACAAUCUUAAGGCUCUGUUUCGAACUGUGGCUAUGAUGGUACCUGAUUAUGCUAUGAUCGCUGAAAUUGUUCUGUACUCCUGUGGAUUUGUUACUGCUCGACCUCUCUCUGUGAAAAUUGUGGCUACCUAUCGCCUGUGUUCUGAGCAGUUGUCUUCCCAGCACCACUAUGAUUAUGGGAUGAGAGCUGUGAAAUCAGUGCUCACUGCAGCUGGGAAUCUGAAGCUCAAGUAUCCAGAUGAAAAUGAAGAAAUUUUGUUGCUUAGAUCCAUUAUUGAUGUAAAUUUGCCUAAGUUCUUAUCCCACGAUCUACCACUUUUUGAGGGCAUCACUUCCGAUUUGUUUCCUGGUGUUAAGCUGCCGAAACCAGAUUACAACGACAUACUAGAAGCCAUCAAGAUAAACUGCGAUGCAAUGAAUUUACAAAUGACUAGCUUUUUUUCAGAGAAAAUCUUACAGAUAUUUGAAAUGAUGAUUGUGCGCCAUGGCUUUAUGAUAGUUGGAGAGCCCUUUGGAGGAAAAACAUCUGCAUAUCGAGUUUUGGCAGCUGCCUUGGGUGAUCUGUGUGAAAAAGGGCUUAUGGAGGAAAAUAAAGUGCAGAUCACUGUUAUCAACCCUAAAUCCAUAACCAUGGGGCAGCUGUAUGGACAGUUUGAUCCAGUCUCCCAUGAAUGGUCUGAUGGUAUCCUAGCUGUGAGUUUUAGAGCAUUUGCUUCUUCAUCUACACCUGAUAGGAAGUGGCUAAUUUUUGAUGGGCCAGUGGAUGCAGUAUGGAUUGAAAACAUGAAUACUGUGCUGGAUGAUAACAAGAAACUCUGUUUGAUGAGUGGUGAAAUCAUUCAGAUGUCACCACAAAUGAGCCUUAUUUUUGAACCAAUGGACUUAGAAGUUGCCUCUCCUGCUACUGUUUCUAGAUGUGGCAUGGUAUACAUGGAACCUCAGAUGUUAGGCUGGAGACCACUGAUGCUGUCCUGGUUAAAUCUAAUGCCACCCACUGUGACCACAAUGCAUAAAGACUUUAUAACAAGCUUGUUUGACAGAAUAAUCCCACUUUCUGUUGAAUUUAUUAGAAAGUGUACCAAGGAGCUGUCUCCUACAACAGACACAAACUUGGUUCGGUCUUUAAUGAACCUGAUGGACUGCAUGAUGGAUGAGUUUCACAAUGAAGCAAAACUUAAAACCGUUACUGACCGGGAAAUUUUCUCUUGGCUUGAGAGCACAUUUGUUUUUGCACUUACCUGGUCUGUCGGAGCCAGCUGUAUAGAGGCUGACCGGCUGAAAUUUGACAAGAUCGUGCGAGAGCUGCUGCAGGGGCCAAUGAGUGAUCAAACAAGAGAAAAAUAUAAAUUGUUGAGCGGUCUUGAGUACCUACGUGCAAAAAUCCUGACUGUCCCAUAUCCAGAAGAUGGAACAAUUUACGAUUACCGGUUUGUCAAAGAUGGAGCAGGAAGGUGGGAGCCUUGGAUAGAUGCACUUCAGUCAGCUCCACCUAUCCCAAAAGACAUGUUAUUUAACGAAAUAAUUGUGCCCACUCUGGAUACCAUUCGAUAUUUUUCGUUAAUGGAUUUGCUGACAACACAUCAAAAGCCUUCAAUAUUUGUUGGACCAACAGGAACUGGCAAAAGUGUUUAUAUUAUAGAUUUUCUCUUAAACCGCUUAAAUAAGGAAAUCUACAAACCACUGCUCAUUAACUUCUCAGCACAGACCACAGCAGCUCAGACUCAGAACAUCAUUAUGUCAAAGCUUGAUAAAAGGAGAAAAGGAGUCUUUGGUCCCCCUUUUGGGAAGAAAAUGGUUGUCUUUGUGGAUGAUGUCAAUAUGCCAGCCAGGGAGGUCUAUGGUGCUCAGCCUCCUGUGGAGCUACUUCGUCAGUGGUUAGAUCAUUGGAACUGGUAUGACCUGAAAGACUGCUCUAUGAUAAAACUUGUGGAUAUUCAAAUCAUGUGUGCAAUGGGGCCACCAGGUGGAGGUCGAAACCCAGUCACCCCCCGAUAUAUGCGACACUUCAAUAUAGUUACCAUUAAUGAGUUCGAUGAUGCUUCAAUGUACACAAUUUUCUCAAGAAUAUUAGAUUGGCAUCUUUCUAUAUGUUACAGCUUUUCAGCGGAGUGUGUUGAACUGACAUCACAAGUUAUAAACAGCACCAUGACUAUAUAUAAAGAAGCUAUGGAGAAUCUGCUCCCCACUCCAACUAAAUCCCAUUACUUGUUCAAUCUGCGUGAUUUCUCUCGGGUUAUUCAAGGUGUUUGCCUUUCAAGGCCUGAAACAACCGAAUCUCCAGGAACAAUAAAACGGCUUUGGGUUCAUGAGGUUCUGAGGGUUUAUUAUGAUCGUUUAGUAGAUCAAGCAGAUCGAUCCUGGCUUGUUGGAUGCAUCCGAGAAGUAGUAAAAAACCACUUUGAGGAAGACUUUGAUGAACUUUUCCAGAAACUGGACUUCAAUUAUGAUGGUACGGUGGAAGAAGAUGAUUUGCGAAGUCUUAUGUUCUGUGAUUUUCAUGAUCCUAAAAGAGAGGAUAUGAACUAUAGGGAAGUUUUGGAUGUGGAUCAAUUGAGGGUUGUUGUAGAGAGUCAUCUGGAAGAAUAUAAUAAUAUGAGCAAAAAACCCAUGCAGCUGGUUUUAUUCCGAUUUGCCAUAGAACACGUUUGUAGAAUUUCACGUAUUCUGAAGCAACCUCGUAGCCAUGCCCUUCUAGUGGGAGUUGGAGGAAGUGGGCGACAGUCCCUAACACGUUUAGCAGCAUAUAUGGCAGAUUAUACACCCUUUCAGGUUGAAAUUUCAAAGAGUUAUGGGACCAAUGAAUGGCAUGAAGAUCUAAAAGUUAUCCUGAGGAGAUCUACUGAAGGUGAGAUGCAAGGAGUUUUCUUAUUCACUGAUACUCAAAUAAAAAGGGAGUCCUUUUUAGAAGACAUCAACAACUUGUUAAAUGCUGGAGAAGUCCCAAACCUCUUUGCAGUAGACGAGAAGCAAGAAAUUUGUGAAAAGAUGCGACAAAUAGACCGCCAGAGGGAUAGAACCAAACAGACAGAUGGUAGCCCCAUUGCUCUUUUCAACAUGUUCAUUGAUCGCUGCCGAGACCAACUGCACGUUGUGUUGGCCAUGAGUCCUAUUGGAGAUGCUUUCCGUAACCGCCUUCGAAAGUUCCCUGCUCUCGUUAAUUGCUGUACUAUUGAUUGGUUUCAGUCAUGGCCUUCAGAUGCUUUGCAGGCAGUGGCCACUCGCUCCCUAGAAGAUAUUGAAAUGUCUGAAGACACUCGGCACGGCUGCAUUGAUUUGUGCCAAAAAUUUCAUAUGAGUACUAUUAACUUGUCUGAAUUGUUUUAUAAUGAACUCCAGAGACACAAUUAUGUUACACCUACUUCAUACCUGGAGUUGAUUUCCACAUUCAAAUCCCUAUUAGAAAAGAAGAGAACUCAGGUGAUGAAAAUGAAAAAAAGAUAUGAAGUUGGCUUGGACAAACUGGACUCGGCUGCAGCACAGGUGGCCACGAUGCAGGUAGAACUGGAAGCCUUGCAGCCCCAACUCCGGGUGGCUAGUAAGCAGGUGGAUGAAAUGAUGAUUGAGAUCGAGAGAGAGUCCUUAGAAGUGGCGAAAACGGAAAAAAUUGUGAAAGGUGAUGAAGAGGUUGCCAAUGAACAAGCAAUGGCUGCCAAAGCCAUCAAGGAUGAAUGUGAUGCUGAUCUAGCAGAAGCCCUGCCCAUCUUGGAAAGUGCCUUGGCUGCUCUUGACACCUUGACUGCACAGGAUAUCACUGUUGUGAAGUCCAUGAAGAGUCCUCCUGCUGGCGUGAAACUUGUUAUGGAGGCAAUUUGCAUCUUAAAAGGGAUCAAGGCUGAUAAAAUUCCAGAUCCAACAGGCACAGGCAAAAAGAUGGAGGAUUUCUGGGGUCCAGCUAAGAAACUCCUGGGAGACAUGCGAUUUCUGCAGUCACUUCAUGAAUAUGACAAAGACAACAUCCCUCCAGCUUACAUGAGUGUCAUCAGAAAGCAGUACAUCACCAAUCCCGAGUUUGUUCCUGAGAAGAUUCGAAAUGCUUCCACAGCUGCAGAAGGGCUGUGCAAAUGGGUUAUUGCCAUGGAUUCCUAUGAUAAAGUGGCAAAAGUCGUUGCCCCUAAGAAGAUUAAGCUCAAUGCAGCUGAAGGGGAACUGAAAAUUGCCAUGGACGGUUUGAGGAAGAAACAAGCAGCCCUAAAAGAAGUUCAGGACAAGCUAGCUCAAUUACAGUUGAUACUAGAAGAAAAGAAGCAGGAGAAAGCUGACUUGGAAAACCAGGUUGACCUGUGCAGCAAAAAACUGGACCGAGCUGAAAAAUUACUUGGUGGCCUUGGAGGUGAGAAAACCCGCUGGAGUCAGACGGCUUUGGAACUUGGAAAGCAGUACAUCAAUCUGACAGGCGAUAUCCUCAUCUCGUCAAGCAUUGUGGCUUACCUGGGAGCCUUCACGUCCAGCUACCGACAUAAUCAAGCACGUGAUUGGAUAUUGACCCUGAAAGCCAGAGGCAUCCCUUGCUCAGAUGAUUUCUCUCUAACUACUACUUUAGGAGAACCUGUAAAAAUCAGAGCCUGGAACAUUGCUGGAUUGCCUUCCGACUCAUUUUCCAUUGACAAUGGGAUCAUUAUCUCGAAUGCAAGAAGAUGGCCUCUCAUGAUAGAUCCUCAGGGCCAAGCAAACAAAUGGAUUAAGCACAUGGAAAAAGCAAACAGCUUGCAUGUUAUUAAGCUUACUGACUCUGAAUUUGUGCGGACCCUAGAAAACUGUGUUCAGUUUGGUACGCCUGUGCUUUUGGAAAAUAUUGGUGAAGAACUGGAUCCUAUUCUCGAGCCGCUUCUACUCAAACAGACCUUCAAGCAGGCUGGCAGCAUCUGUAUCCGCCUUGGGGAUUCCACCAUUGAGUAUGCGCCUGACUUUCGUUUUUAUAUUACAACCAAGCUGAGAAACCCACAUUACCUCCCAGAGACAUCCGUCAAAGUAACAUUAUUGAAUUUCAUGAUCACACCUGAGGGGAUGCAAGAUCAGCUUCUUGGAAUUGUUGUUGCAAGAGAGAGACCAGAUCUUGAAGAAGAAAAGCAAGCCUUAAUCUUGCAAGGCGCAGAAAACAAACGGCAGCUAAAAGAAAUUGAGGACAAAAUUCUGGAAGUCCUUUCAUCUUCUGAAGGAAAUAUUUUAGAGGAUGAAACUGCCAUCAAGAUAUUGUCUUCUUCUAAAGCGUUGGCUAACGAAAUUUCAGAAAAGCAAGCUGUGGCAGAAGAGACAGAAAAGAAGAUAGAUGCUACUCGAAUGGGCUAUCGUCCCAUUGCAGUUCAUUCAUCAAUUCUGUUUUUUUCCAUUGCGGACCUGGCCAAUAUUGAGCCCAUGUAUCAGUAUUCCCUCACAUGGUUCAUCAACCUUUUCAUUAUGUCUAUAGAUAAUUCUGAGAAGUCAGACGUAUUACAGGACAGGCUGAGAAUUCUCAAAGAUCACUUUACCUACUCCCUCUAUGUGAAUAUCUGCCGUUCCCUCUUUGAAAAAGACAAGCUGCUCUUCUCCUUUUGCCUAAACGUAAACCUUUUGAAGCAUGAUAGACUGAUUGAUAAUGCUGAGUGGAAGUUUUUGCUGACAGGAGGCAUAGGCCUAGACAACCCCUAUUCCAAUCCCUGCCCCUGGCUUCCCCAGACAUCAUGGGAUGAAAUCUGCCGCCUUGAUGACUUGCCAGCCUUCAAAGGCCUUCGGAAGGGAUUUAUCCACUUGAAGGAUGGAUGGAAAGCAGUCUAUGAUAGUUUGGACCCUCAUCAUGAGAAUUUUCCUGAUGAUUGGCAAGCCAGAAUGGGAGAGUUUCAGCGAAUGCUCAUCAUCCGCUGCCUAAGACCUGAUAAAAUUAUUCCAAUGGUGCAAGAGUUUAUAAUUGGCAACUUGGGGCGUAUGUUCAUUGAGCCACCUCCUUUUGACUUGUCAAAGGCAUUUGGUGAUAGUCACUGCUGCGCUCCUCUCAUUUUUGUAUUGUCACCUGGUGCUGAUCCCAUGGCAGCUCUUCUGAAGUUUGCUGAUGACCAGGGCUUUGGUGCAAUGAAAUUGAGUUCCUUGUCACUGGGCCAGGGCCAAGGCCCCAUUGCCAUGCGUAUGAUUGAGAAGUCAGUGAAAGAUGGCAGUUGGGUGGUUCUGCAGAAUUGUCAUCUAGCAACAUCAUGGAUGCCAAUGCUAGAAAAAGUCUGUGAGGAAUUAAAUCCAGACACAACACAUCCUGAUUUCCGCAUGUGGCUCACAAGCUACCCAUCUCCCAAUUUCCCCGUUUCAGUACUGCAGAAUGGAGUGAAGAUGACAAACGAGGCCCCGAAAGGUUUACGGGCAAAUGUGAUCCGUUCAUAUCUGAUGGACCCCAUCUCUGACCCUGAGUUUUUUAAUGGCUGUAAAAGGCCUGCUGAAUUCAAGAAACUGCUAUAUGGCCUCUGCUUCUUUCAUGCAUUGGUUCAAGAGAGACGGAAAUUUGGACCACUGGGUUGGAAUAUUCCUUAUGAGUUCAAUGAGACUGAUCUCCGGAUUAGUGUCCAGCAGCUGAAUAUGUUCCUGAAUCAAUAUGAGGAGUUGCCCUUUGAUGCUAUCCGCUACAUGACAGGCGAGUGCAAUUAUGGUGGCAGGGUUACGGACGAUUGGGACCGGCGCACACUACGCAGCAUUUUAAACAAGUUCUACAAUCCAAUCAUUCUUACGGAUCCUGACUACAAGUUUGAUGCUAGUGGCAUUUACUAUGCCCCUCCUGAAGGAGAAUAUCUAAGCUACAUUGACUACACCAAGACUCUUCCUUUGAAUCCUGCCCCAGAAAUCUUUGGGAUGAAUGCCAAUGCUGACAUCACCAAGGAUCAAGCCGAAACACGGUUGUUGUUUGAUAAUAUUCUUCUCACACAGUCUCGGGAGUCAGGUGCCGGUGCUAAAUCAUCUGAUGAAAUUGUUCGGGAGGUGGCAAGUGACAUCCAGAGUAAACUUCCCAAUGACUUUCACAUUGAAGCAGCCAUGAGGAGAUACCCCACCACCUACACCCAGAGCAUGAACACUGUGCUUGUCCAAGAGAUGGGGCGAUUUAACAAACUCCUGCAAACAAUACGAGACUCCUGUAUCAACAUCCAGAAAGCAAUCAAGGGACUGGUGGUGAUGUCGGCAGAACUUGAAGAAGUGGUAAACAGCAUUUUGAAGGGCAAGAUUCCAGGCAUGUGGAUGAGUAAGUCUUAUCCCAGCCUCAAACCGCUUGGCAGCUAUGUGAAUGAUUUUCUUACCAGACUGAAAUUCUUGCAGACAUGGUAUGAGAAUGGAACUCCUCCAAUGUUCUGGCUUUCAGGAUUUUUCUUCACUCAAGCCUUCUUAACUGGUGCCCAGCAGAACUUUGCCAGAAAAUACACCAUCCCAAUAGACCUGUUAGGAUUUGACUAUGAAGUCCUGGAAGACAAGGAAUACAAACAUGCUCCUGAAGAUGGUGUCUACGUUUAUGGCUUGUUCCUGGAUGGUGCUCGCUGGAACAGGAAGACUAAGAAAUUAGGAGAAUCAUAUCCCAAAAUCCUUUAUGAUAACAUGCCAGUGAUGUGGCUAAAGCCUUGCAGAAGGUUAGACAUUCCUGAAAGACCCAGUUACUUAGCUCCAGUGUACAAGACAAGUGAAAGAAGAGGAACUCUGUCCACUACUGGCCACUCCACCAAUUUUGUGAUUGCAAUGAUUCUUCCUUCAGAUAAACCAGAGGAACACUGGAUUGGACGAGGGGUGGCACUUUUAUGUCAGCUUAACUCAUAAACCCAGACAAAGCUAUGGCAGAGAGACUGAUUUCUGAUCCUACUACUUUAAUGGUUUUUUUUCAAACUCUACUUUCUGAAGAAAUUCAAACCUUUGGGAGUUGUUAAAGACACACGAUUUGUAUCUUUUGAGUUUGUAAAUAAAAAGUAAACCAGUAAAAGAAUGUUCCUUUGAAAGACCUUGGAAAAAUCA
Messenger RNA from Sceloporus undulatus (fence lizard), 12241 nucleotides. It is a transcript of the gene DNAH7, whose product is annotated as dynein axonemal heavy chain 7. Bases 35 to 12049 code for a protein of 4004 amino acids. Gene Ontology annotation, molecular function: dynein intermediate chain binding; ATP binding; dynein light intermediate chain binding. The record is from RefSeq and is a predicted model, not a curated record. The transcript is spliced from 64 exons. NCBI's taxonomy places the organism in Eukaryota, Metazoa, Chordata, Lepidosauria, Squamata, Phrynosomatidae. Gene Ontology annotation, biological process: microtubule-based movement. Gene Ontology annotation, cellular component: dynein complex.